Messenger RNA from Musca vetustissima, 1104 nucleotides. RefSeq names its product protein roadkill-like. NCBI's taxonomy places the organism in Eukaryota, Metazoa, Arthropoda, Insecta, Diptera, Muscidae. The transcript is spliced from 2 exons. The record is from RefSeq and is a predicted model, not a curated record. The coding region runs from base 1 to 1104 and encodes 367 amino acids.
AUGGUUACUUUGUGGAUUCUGCUCCCGCAGUGUCAUGUGGCUGCUGCAAUGGUGGCUGCUUCCACCUCAUUUGGCUAUCAGUCCCUUAGCAGUUGCAGUUCCUGUAGCGGGAGCAGCAACUGCGGUAGAAACAGUGUUCUACACCACCAUCAUCAUCAUCACCACCAUUCCCAGCAACAAUCACCCCAACAACAGCAACAGCAGCGUGAAUCCCGGACCUGUACAAGGUGUCAAAGUUUUCAUCGCCACAAUCAUCGUCAACGCCGACGAUCCUCAGGUGUACACUUUGGUGCGGCGACCACAAUGUCUAAUAUCACCAAAGCCAUCGUGACCAUAACACCACCGGUGCCAACGGGUACAGCCAGUGCCAAUGCCUUGACGCCUUCGUCCAUGACAAGUUUGUCACUAAAUUCCGGACUCUCACCACAUCACACGGCCCUCAAUUCACCCGGUUCGUUGAGUGCGGCCACCACACCCAUGACUGCAGGGCCAUCGGGCAAACAUUGUACAUUUGCUCUGACGCCCAUUACCAUACCACCGCCACCUAAUAAAGUCUCCUUCUUGUCGACGGCUAAAUUUGCCAGUUCCUCAAACAUAGCUCUGGCCACCACAUCGGCUAUGGUGGCAGCCUCAGCUGCGGCCGCGGCAUCAAAGACAACACCAACCUUAGCAGCCUCCGCAGCAGCAACACCUUCGAUACGUACACCCACGGAAAUUUCUGAUGACACAAUGCCAACGCCAAACUCAUCUGCUUUGAUAUCGUCGAUGUCGAUGCACAAAUCGCACAGCCAUCAAAAACUUGAAAUGCGUCAAAGUUGUGCGAGUCAAAUUACCACCGUCGAGGAUGUUGAUGAAAUUUGCAAAUUGUCGUUAACCGAUGAGCGGAAUAAUAAUGGCAUCACUGAUGAUGACGAGGACGAUGAUGGUGCGGAUGCUGAUGCUGAUGACGUUGACGAUGCCAUAGGGGAAAUUGAAAGUAAUAUUCUCGGCAGUGGCAGUUGUGGCGGUGGUAGCAGCUCACAUCAUUACUCCAACAGUCAUUCAAAUUCUUCGUUAUCUUCAUCAGCGGCUGUUCUUACACGUGAUAACAUAAUGAUUCCUUAA